UCCAAUCCCCUUUUCAUUAAUAUCUCUCUGCAGGCAGGUGGUUCAUUCUGGUUCAGUUCGUCACUUCACAAAAUAUUUAAAGAACAUAGAGAAAAAAAAGUGUACCUUCAUUAUUAUUUCUUCCGGGCCACCGGAGUGAUCGCGAAUUGGAAGCAAACCAAACAACAACAACAACAAGGAGAAGCAGCAGGCAGAGAUAUGUGAGCAGCUUUAGGCUUGCUAGGAUUCACAACCAUCUUAACACCAUUAACAAAUCCCCUCUUCUUACCAUCCAGAGCCCAGAUGGAGAUAUUAUAGAUUGUGUUCAUAAAAGGAAACAGCCAGCUCUUGAUCAUCCUCUUCUCAAGAACCACAAGAUCCAGAGGGUUGCGCCGGAGAUGCCUAAGAUGAUGAAACAACAACACUUGGAGGAAGCAGCUGGUGGUGGGUAUCGGGUGAGGGUGACCAGCGCCGCCGCCGGCAACCACAGCGGCAUGGGUGCCGUGCAGCAGCUGUGGCACCAGAGAGGGCUACGCUGUCCUAAAGGGACGGUGCCGAUACGGCGGAGCACGGUGGAUGACGUGUUGAGGGCCAAAUCUCUUUACGAUUACGGGAAGAAACAGCAGCGGCGAUACGCUCCGCUUGCCCGGCGUGCCGAUGCACCGGACGUCGUUAGCGGCAACGGUCAUGAGCAUGCAAUCGCGUACACCGGCGCCUCAGAGGAUAUAUAUGGAGCGAAGGCGACGAUAAACGUGUGGGAGCCGUCGAUAGAGACGGGCAACGAGUUUAGCCUCUCCCAGAUAUGGGUCCUCUCCGGUUCUUUCGACGGCUCUGAUCUCAACAGCAUUGAAGCUGGCUGGCAGGUCAGUCCGGAGCUGUAUGGUGAUAACAGACCGAGAUUAUUCACCUAUUGGACGAGUGAUGCAUACCAAGCAACAGGAUGUUACAACCUCCUAUGCGCCGGAUUUGUGCAGACAAACAGCCGGAUCGCCAUCGGCGCCUCCAUCUCUCCCAUCUCCGCCGUCGAUUCCAGCCAGUAUGACAUCACCAUCCUCAUCUGGAAGGAUCCGAAGCUAGGGAACUGGUGGAUGGGGUUCGGGGACAACACCCUGGUCGGGUACUGGCCGGCGGAGCUGUUCACGCACUUGGCGGACCGGGCGACCAUGGUCGAGUGGGGCGGGGAGGUGGUCAACUCUCGGGCCACGGGCGAGCACACGUCCACCCAAAUGGGCUCGGGCCUGUUCGCGGAAGAAGGGUUCCGAAGGGCGAGCUAUUUCCGGAACCUGGAGGUCGUGGAUUCGGAUAACAGCUUGAGUUCGGUUCGGGUCAUAUCCACCCUCGCGGAGAACACCGAUUGCUACGAUAUCAAGAGCUCGUUUAGCGACGAGUGGGGAACCCAUUUCUACUACGGCGGGCCGGGUAGAGGCCCGAAUUGCAAUUGACCUCUUCUUUUUUUCUUUAUUCUUAUGCUCCGUAAUUAUUAUGUGCACGCCCAAAUUUGUUUUUUGAUAGCAAAAAAGAAGAAAAAAAACAAAUCCUAUCCUCUGAUCUACAAGGUUUAACUUCUAGCAAAUUCAUCUUUCUUUUACAUCUCCAAGAGGUUUGCCCAUGGG
Messenger RNA from Cuscuta campestris, 1592 nucleotides. NCBI's taxonomy places the organism in Eukaryota, Viridiplantae, Streptophyta, Magnoliopsida, Solanales, Convolvulaceae. The record is from the annotation of a GenBank genome assembly.